Populus nigra (black poplar) is the source of this 648-nucleotide messenger RNA. RefSeq names its product putative germin-like protein 2-1. Gene Ontology annotation, molecular function: manganese ion binding. The record is from RefSeq and is a predicted model, not a curated record. Gene Ontology annotation, cellular component: cell wall. The coding region runs from base 1 to 648 and encodes 215 amino acids. The transcript has 2 exons. Lineage: Eukaryota; Viridiplantae; Streptophyta; Magnoliopsida; Malpighiales; Salicaceae.
AUGGCUGCUUCCAUUCUUUUCUUGGAAUUCCUAGCUCUGUCCUUCUCCUUGGCCCUAGCAUUGGAUCCAAGCUCACUUCAAGAUUUUUGUGUGGCAGAUGGAGAUAGCAACGUUGUUGUCAAUGGUUUGGCUUGCAAGUACCCCAAAAAUGUCCAAGCUAGUCACUUCUCUUUCAGUGGACUUCACUUGGCAGGCAACACAUCGAAUGGAGUAGGGUCUAAGGUAACCGCAGUGAAUGUAGUCCAAAUACCAGGACUUAACACACUUGGUAUCUCUGUUGCACGCAUUGACUACGCACCAUCCGGCAUUAACCCUCCACACACACACCCUCGUGCCUCCGAGAUCUUGACAGUUCUUGAAGGCAGCCUUGAAGUUGGAUUUGUAACAUCUAACCCUGGAAACCGUCUUAUUACCAAGGUCUUACAAAAGGGUGAUGUCUUUGUGUUCCCUAUCAAUCUUGUUCACUUUCAAAGAAAUGUGGGAAAGAGCAAUGCGGUUGCCCUAGCAGCCUUGAGCAGCCAAAACGCAGGUGUUAUCACCAUUGCAAAUGCUGUGUUCGGGACUAAUCCGGAGAUCCCUGAUGAUAUUCUUGCAAAGGCUUUCCAGUUGGACAAGAAUGUAGUCACUUUCCUACAAUCAAAGUUCUAG